GUAACCUCCCCAGCGCUUAGAACAGUGCUUUGCACAUAGUAAGCGCUUAAUUAAUGCCGUUACUAUUUUAGAGUCCGCCCAUUGGUAGAAGUGGGGGUGUCCUGCCAAAUCUAUAAUACCACAAAAUUAUCGGUGUUAGCGCUCAGCUGAAUUCUAUCCACCAACAGCCCCCGUGACCCCUCCUUUAAGGAGGAAGAGGCCAAGAAAUGUGUGAGAACAAAAGCAAAGUGCAGAGCGUGCAGUCCCCACCCGUCACUCAGUCGGUUACUGUUGCAGAAUUGCAAGGCUUCCUGGAUUCAGAAGGGUUGUACUUCCUCUCCCCUCCACUACCAGAAUAUAACUACCACUGCCCCUGCCUCCCUCCCCAUUUCCGCAAUUUAACAUGCUGCUUCCAGGGCCACCGCAUCCGCUGCUACUGCUGCUACUGCUCUACCCGGGGAUGUGGGGAACCCCGUUCUCUCUGUGGAUUGAACCCCAGGAGCCUGCCGUGAGGGCAUGGAGCUCCCUGCUCUUCAACUGCAGCUCGGACUGCCCCAAUCCGGAGGGACUGGGGCUGGAGACGGCCCUGAAGAAGCACCUCAAUGCCAGUGGGACGCACUGGCGGGCGUAUGUUGUGACGGCGGGUGCGGACCGAGGGCGGGCGCUCUGCUUCGCCAACUGUAACGGGACCCAGAUGGAGGCCGAGGUCAACAUCACUGCCUACGAGCCCCCAAAGCACGUGGAGCUGGUGCCACCGGAACACUGGCCAUCCGUGGGGGCCAACUACACCGUGGGCUGCCAGGUCGAGGGGGCAGUGCCCUUGGCGAGUCUCACUGUGGUGUUGCUGCAGGGGACUCGGGAGCUGGGACACCAGAGUUUCCAGGGGAAGGCACCCGGAUCUCAAGUGGUCACGGCCAAUUUCACAUCCCCUGCCCACAGGGAGGACCACGGGGCCAAUCUGUCCUGCCGGGCUGACUUGGACCUGAGAAAACUUGACCUAGAAAUCUUUCAAGGCCAUUCGAAGCCCAUCCAGCUCCACGUCUUUGAAUUCUUGAGUCUCCCCAAGCUGAACCUCUCUGAGGUCAACGCCACCCGGCUCUUGGAGGCUGGGUCUCCAAAGUCCGUGAGCUGCGAGGCUGAGGUGUUCCCCGUUGGGGAGGCCCAGAUCCACUUGUCUCUGGGGCGCCAGGAGCAGAACAUCACAGUCACUCGGCACGGAGACCGGCUCGCGGCCGAAGCCACGGUUUGGGCUGAGGAAGGACCCGAGCGGGAGCUGGACCUGAACUGCACCGUGGCCGUGGGGGGCGAGAGCCGAACGGCCCACAAAACUUUGACCGUCUACAACUUCCUCCCUCCCGAGCUGAUCCUCAGCGAGCAAAACCCCAUGGAGAAGACCCCUGUGAAUGUGAGCUGUAGGGCCCGGUCCGGUGCCUCAGUGAAACUGGAGGGGCAACCAGAGCAGCCCCCUGGAGAGCCUGCCUAUCUUGAGCUGAUUGCCCGGGAGGAGGACGAUGGGCGCGUGUUGUCCUGUGAGGCCACCUUGUCGCUGAGAUAUGUGCGGCUCGUCAAGCGCCAGAACGUCCAGCUCCACGUCCUCUAUGGGCCGCGGAUGAAUGCCUCGGACUGCCCGGGGAACUGGACGUGGCCGGAGGGGACGGAGCAGGUUCUACGGUGCCGGGCCCGGGGGAACCCGCCCCCGACUGUGCAGUGUGUCCACGCUGGGAUCAAGGACACGUUCCUCCCCGAGACCCCGCUGCGGGUCACCCGAGCCCACGCCGGCACCUACCGCUGCACAGCCAGCAGUCAUCUGGGCACCGAGGCCAGGGACGUGGUCGUGACCGUGGACUUCCACGAUGUGAAUGUGUUCGCCAUUGUCAUCGGGGUGUUUGUGAUCACGGCCGUCGCAGCUGGACUGGCGAGUGCAGGCUACGGGUACUACCGAAAGCAGCGGAUUCGCCGCUACCAGGUGCAGAAUUCCCAAGGAUCGGCUCUGAGCGAAUUACCCAAAGGGGACACGAUGAUCCCUCAGCCCCCUUGCCCCUCCAGCUCCUAGCCUAUAGGUCCAUAAUCAGCCUCCUCCCUCCAUAAACUGCUUGAAAUGAAAGCCGAAGUUCUUCCUCGUAAGCCAUGCAGCUCGACUGCAGCCAGCAUCCCAUGGCCCCGAGGACCCACAGGAUUCCUGCUGAUGGCUGCCAGCGGAACCCCGGAACUGAUUCCAAUUCCAGCUCCACCACCUGUCUGCUGUGUGACCCUGGGCAAGUCACUUCACUUCUCUGGGUCUCAGU
Molecule: messenger RNA, 2264 nt
Organism: Tachyglossus aculeatus (Australian echidna)
Lineage: Eukaryota; Metazoa; Chordata; Mammalia; Monotremata; Tachyglossidae
Gene: ICAM3
Product: intercellular adhesion molecule 3
Exons: 7
Coding region: 383-2032 (549 amino acids)
Biological process (GO): cell-cell adhesion
Cellular component (GO): membrane
Molecular function (GO): integrin binding
Source: RefSeq, a predicted model, not a curated record